AUGCUGCACUUCGUACCUUUCGCGGUUCCCUUCGGGGGUGACGAAAGCUUGCUGGUGUGGGAGCUGAGCUCUCGACCCACGGCCGAGGCCUUGCAACGUUCUCUGUUCACAGUCUUCUCCCGGUUUGGCCUUCUGUAUUUGGUCCGAGUCUUCCCAAACGCAACAGUGGCCAGUUCUGGGUUCUUUGCCAUCAUCAAGUUUUAUUCAGCAAGGGAUGCCCACAGAGCCCAAAAGGCAUGCAACCAGAAGCAGCUUUUUCAGACAUCUCCAGUGAAGGUUCGUCUCGGCACCAGACAUAAGGCGGUUCAACAUAAUACACUUGCCCUAAACAGCUCCAGAUGCCAAGAAUUGGCAAAUUACUACUUUGGUUUCCAUGGGUGGUCUAAAAGGAUCAUCAAGCUUCGGGAUCUUUAUAACCUUGAAGAAAGGGAAAAUGAAGAUAUUGUGACACCACUUGAGAAGCAAAGCCUGAAGUUCUGCUGUGCUUUAGAGGUGGUGUUCACCUCCCACGAGUGCAGGAGUCCCGGAGUUGGCAUGGCUGAGGAACCUUUGGAUAAGUUGGAGGAAGGUCUGUUUUCCAGUAUGUGGUUACCUGGGAAGGUAACCCAGAAACUUGCUAUUCAGAAAGCUAUGACAGAUGCAUUCCAGAAAUUGCUUAUUGUGGUUUUAGAAAGUGGUAAAACAGCUGUGGCAUAUAGACCCUGUGAAGAGGUCACAGAUGCUAGAACCAAAGAGGAACUACAGGAUUUCAUUCAAGUCAGCUACUUUUCUUGUCAGCCAUGUGGCCAAAGGGAGGAAGAGUGUCUCUCAGACUUCAGCUUUCAGGAGGAAGUGUUCAGAUUGCCAGAACUGGACUAG
This is a messenger RNA of Delphinapterus leucas (beluga whale), 858 nucleotides long. RefSeq names its product RAD52 motif-containing protein 1-like. Gene Ontology annotation, molecular function: RNA binding. Gene Ontology annotation, cellular component: nucleolus. The record is from RefSeq and is a predicted model, not a curated record. Lineage: Eukaryota; Metazoa; Chordata; Mammalia; Artiodactyla; Monodontidae.